GUAUGGUUUGGGUCGUUGCCAAUGGCAAGCAGAACACAAUCGGAUGAAAGAAAAAAAAAUGCGAACAAAUAAAAAGUGAAAAUCUUGUGUUUUGUUUGGAUUGUGUGUGUUUGUGCAUUUGUGUUCGUAACAAAGUUGCGAAUUGUGACAAAGAAAAUAAAAUAUAAAUAAAGCUAUUAUUCCGCUUUUAAUGACAUGAGACACUGUCAUCCAAAAUAUUUGAUUUUUUUUCUUCAUAAAAAAAUUAGAUGGCUUUUUAAUUUGAUUUGAAAUGCCGGAAAUGUAAAAAAAACGGAUGGAUGUGUUAUCAACUGUUUAAGUAACAAAACAAGGAAUUAAUAAACACACGAAAACAAACUAAAAAAUACAACAACAACAAAUGAAUAAUUCACUAUUUUUGUGGUUAAAAGCGAUAAACGCAUAGCUGAUCUAACAGUAACUGGACUGCACUUAGUGACCAACAACAUCAAAAAUCAAAUUGUAGUAGCAGCAGCAACCAUAAACUACUUCAAGCUUCAUCAUCAUGGUUGCGGUCAAUUGGCGGCGUUGGAUCUGUGUGGCGUUGCCAUUCAUGGCCUUAUUUCGUGGUGUCAGGUGCAUAACUGUUGAUGCAAAAAGCACCAACGAAAAUGAAACGGAUACAUCUGCCAUCCAUGAAGUGCAAUAUAAAUCCAGCAAUAUUGAAGAGAAUGUCACCUUGUCUACCGGGGACUCGGAGCUUAGUGCAUCGGAACGUACAAGACGUUUAAUUCCGUACAUGGCCUUUUAUGUGCCCGUCCAAGAUCUGCCCAUUAACCAGCAGUAUGCUGCAAUACCAACGCAGACAAAAAAUGGACCACGACUCAGUGGAACAGGCACAUCUUCAGGGUCGCACAUUCCCCUGCCACCGCAAUAUGUUAACAUGAAAACAUAUUCGGGGCCGGGAGCUGCGUCAUAUUUACAAUCUCCAACAGCUGCUCCACAUUAUCAGGCCGAUUCAGGCGAUGCCUAUCAUGGGCUGGCAGCAUACGGUGGUGGUGGUGUUGGGGGCACACCUCACCAAGAGCAGCCAUAUCAACUGGUACCAACAGCUAUAAAACACAUCGAUAAUGGCGCUAACCACAAAUACCCUGGACAGCAGUUACUUUCUGCGGGAUCGCCCGGCCCUUCGGCACCAUCCGCUGGAAUUAACUUGACUGGCAAUAAGAUAAAUCCCAUUCGGCAUAAAACCGUACAGCAUUUUCCACCACUGCCAUCACAUCCAGCCACCUCCUCAUCGUCGACAUCAACAUAUGAAUCUGCCUCGCUGAAACACCAACGAUACCAACAGCAGCAACAACAACAUAGUGUCGCUUAUCGUCCACGAACGAAACAAUCAAAAAUCAAUUUAACACCAUUUACACCAGCCAAUUCCGUGCCGGGAAAUUUUGUGCCAAUUGUUUAUACGCCAGUAAACAGCAACAGUAACAACAACCAUAACAUAGUCAUAACAUCACAUGCUACAUCCGCGGCUGACACCCACACCACCGACACCGAUAAUUCGCCACCAGACUUAUCUACAACAACAGCAAAUGGAGGUGGAAAGCAACAACAACAAAUUGCAAUUGAAUACCCCGAUCCAUUGCAUCCAGCUUCAAUUGAUGGUGUGACCCAACACCAACGUCCGUCACCGUCUACGCAACACCUCCAGCCCUUCUCACACCAGCAUCGUCUAAAUCCUAAACAGCCGGGACAAUAUUUUAGUGUAACGCCGUUGUCGUCUGGAAGAGACACAGGCAACUCCCAACAUCAGGAUAUACAAGCCAUUGGCCCUUCAUCCAGUUAUGACCAUUCCCAACAACAACAACAUAGUCCCGAAAUUGUCCUUAUUGAUGGCUCACCCCGACCGCCAAAGCAUUCGCAACAGUUAACAUUGAUUGGAUCCAAGCCACAAAACCAACAACAAUAUCACACAAAAACUAUACAAUUUCGUCCUUCGAAACCUGAGCAUUUUUUCAUAUCAGAACAGGAGCACUCUGAACAGCAACGUCCACGUCCCAGUGAUAAGUACGCCCAAACAAAGAACCAACCACAUCAAUUGGAACAGGACCAAGGACAACAUCAACUCCUGACCAAACCCAAGUAUCGUGAGCGCAUCAAACAAACACCAACACACAUAUUUGUUCUCAGCUCGACUGUGUCACCAAAUGAUGCUUCAUUGAAUACCUUGUCCCCAAUUCUUUCCUCUGCAAUAUAUCCACAACAACCCAGUGCCAUACAUCACCACUCCUUGUAUACAAGGCCAGAACAUAACCCAUCUGCUCACAACAUACGAAACAACGCGGCAUUGGCCACCCCACCCCAAACACAGUCACAGUCACAACAACAACUGCCACUCGGCGAACAAAUCCUUACAAUUCCAGUUCACAAUCUCUUUAGUGAUUUACGAAAUAAUCAGCACAACAAUCAUCAACAACAUCAUCACCACCACUUUGCAUCAUCCCCACCACAGGGUAUUCAUUAUCCUAAACUCAAUGGACCUUCAACGCCACAAUAUGCCGACUAUCCUGUAGAUGAACCGAAGCAAUCCUUGGAUGAAGACCACGACAAUGAGUCGUACCGACAACCGGCGGCACAGUUGCCCCUAAAACCCACACUGGGGCCACCAACUCACGCCUUUGUUGUGGUUACAACCGCAGCACCCCCAACAUACCACCAGCCUGUGAUCCAAGAAAAUUAUGGCUCCACCGUUCGACCUCUGUACAAAAAUAAACCGAAUAUCAAAUUACAGCCCGUGACCAAGGAGAAGAAUGUAAAUUAUCCAGUCAUUAGGCAACCGAAUCCAACGGCAAGACCUUCUCCUGCCCUAGUCUCAACAACUCCAAAUACCAUGAUUGUGGAUUCUGCUCCCAAAUAUGUUUACGUCAAAGAGGAAUUUGGACAGAAACUGGCUACCCCUCCACCAAUAAAACUGAAACCAGUGCAAAAAUAUGAAAACGAUAAUCACAUUCCUACAAAACAACAGCCACACGACCAGCUGCAACACCUACAGCCACAACCACCGGUCGCCGGUCAUGGACACAACGAACUCUCAUCCACGGUGGAGUCCACCCCACCACAACGACACACUUUAUCCGAUCCAAACGAGCUGCCCGACAUACGCACAUCCUCACUGGCAGAAAUAUUGCACAAGUUACAAGAGAGCAACCACCUGCCGCAUACCUUGACGCCGGACAACAUUGACAAUUCCAUCAAAACCCUCAUUCGUAUAUUGAACAAUUUGAAGAAGACCCAAACGAUUGUGGCCAAUCCACCACAGCACCAUGAGAGUUCCCCGGCCAUUUCGCCGGAUUAUGAUUAUGCAACGGGUAGUGAGGAACAGGACCAGGAUUUGCCGCACCAACAAGGUGAUGUGCGUCUCCCCAUACCAGUAGCAGCCAAUACACCAAACAAACAUCCCGGACCCAGUACUGGAAGACCCGGCAUUGACUAUCCAAACUAUGCUGAAAUACCUCAGACUUCAUUUGACUGUUCGCAACAGCGGUACAAAGGAUUUUUCGGAGAUCCCGAAACAAAUUGCCAAGUAUGGCACUAUUGUGAUCUGAAUGGCGGCAAGGCGUCUUUCCUCUGUCCGAAUGGAACGAUUUUCAGUCAGAUUGCCCUAACCUGCGAUUGGUGGUUCAAUGUUAAAUGCGCCGCAACGGCACAACUAUAUGUGUUAAAUGAGCGUUUGUACAAAUACAUCUUACCAUUUACUCCUAAAUUCCCGGAAGACUACAGUGGACCUCUGGUUGAUAAGUAUCUUGCGCUGAAAUUCCAAGAGAUGGAGGAAAAAAUGCGCCUAGAAAAAGAGAAGGCAUUGGAAGAAGCAGCUACAGAACAGGAAAAUCAAGCAGAAUCAACAUCUGAAGACAGCAAGGAAGACAAUAAUUUGGAGGAAACUACAACGGAAAAUGAAUCACCCAACCCUCCUAAAGUAUCGGUAUUGCAUAAACAUGAAACCGUCAAUUCGCAAGUAAGUGAGCAAAGUUCCGAAAGAAACCUUUUAAUUGACGACGAAGUGGAUGAUAUAUCACAACGUGGCUCAAUCGAUACAUUCGAAAGUACAACAAUAUCUAGUGUUGCCAACAAAGAUUUGCCAUUGAGUCUGAGACCAAUUGUAGUAUCUUCCACCGUCGAGCCGGAUUACGAUGAAGAAGAACAACAACACGAUAAUGAUCAAAAAGACAACGACAAUGAAAAGCCAGAUAAAAACGAAGAAAUUCUACAAGAAAUAAUAGUAAAUAUUCCCAAGAAGAAUGAGCACUCCACGCCAACCUCCAAGGGAGAACACAUGAAAAUAACAGUAGAAAAAGUAGAUGUAAUUGAAAUAAAACCCGAUGGCGCCACUGGUCAUUUAAUACGUGAAAUGAUAUUUAACAGUGAGACGAAAUAAUAUAACUAUUUCGGCAAUAUGUUAUACUUUAGGAGACUGAAGACAAGCCAGCCAAUCAGCAAACUAAUCAAAACUUUCUCAACAAAGUACACAUUAUCCAAGUAGUGCUAUUCUUUAAUAAACCGUAUGAAAAUCUCCUAAAGAGUUAUAAUUCUAUGGACUAGCAACAAUUUCAUACAUCGUUCAUAUGCACACAUAUUUCAUAUUUUCAUUGAACAAAUUAAAAAGGCCCUGCACCAUACUUUAAUCAUUUUCUGUAUUUAUUUAUUAAAGAAAAAAAAACAAUCGCGGCAAGUAAAUCAAAAUUAUAUUUGAAAUUUUCACCUGAAACAUAGUAUUAAUUCUCCACAACCAUUCAGGAAUGGCUACGAGAACUUGCCAUAUUUGAUUUGUCUUUGUUAAUAAUUUCCAUUUGAAUAACAUUUAGAAUGAUAAGUAUUACCUAUGUAUAUCGAAAUCUUUAUUAUGUAAAUAUAUUUUACACAACUUGUAGCAUAUACAUUUUAUGU
Molecule: messenger RNA, 4902 nt
Organism: Musca domestica (house fly)
Lineage: Eukaryota; Metazoa; Arthropoda; Insecta; Diptera; Muscidae
Exons: 11
Coding region: 524-4393 (1289 amino acids)
Cellular component (GO): extracellular region
Molecular function (GO): chitin binding
Source: RefSeq, a predicted model, not a curated record